AUGCCGACUUGCACGUGCGAAAAUUUAUCUCAAGACGAGUUAAUAAAUCAUGUCUGUCAGAUUAAAAUUCUAAGUGACUGUGAAUCUGAUUCAGAUGAAAAUGAAUUUGGUGGCUUAAAGAAAUUGGAAAGUAGUGUUAGGUACAGCGAUGGUUCAGUACGGCUAAGGAAUCCCAACAUUGAAUUAAUGGACCAAGACAUUCUUUACCAUCUAGCUCUUGGGAGUGGUUCUCAUGAUCUAGUUGAAAUGUUUGGUGACAUUAAGUUUGUAUGCAUGGGAGGAACACCAAAGCGGAUGGAGAAUUUCGCUAAUUUCAUUAUGAAAGAAAUAGGUCACAAGCUUCCGACUGGUACUACUCUACUGGAUAUCAGCCAAUACUCUUAUCGUUACUCUAUGUACAAAGUUGGUCCAGUCUUAUCAAUCAGCCAUGGAAUGGGAAUACCGUCUGUCGGAAUAUUGUUGCACGAAGUUAUCAAACUCAUGUAUCAUGCAAAAGUUCGUGAUCCUAUAUUCAUCAGAAUCGGAACAUGCGGUGGAAUUGGUCUUGAAGGUGGUACUGUUGUUAUCAGUGAAGAGGCGGUUGAUGGAAUGCUCAAAUCAUACUAUGAAGUGCCAAUAUUGGGAAAAAUGGUUCGACGACCAGCUAAAUUGGACAAACAGUUGGUUAAGGAGUUGAACGCAAUGGCGCAUCCAGAGGAUCCGUACGACACGGUAAUCGGAAAAACCAUGUGUACGCACGACUUUUAUGAAGGCCAAGGUCGUCUUGAUGGUGCAUUCUGCGAGUUUACGGAAAAUGAUAAAAUGGAGUAUCUUCAAAAGCUGCAGAAAGCGGGUGUUGUUAAUAUUGAAAUGGAAGCUGUAGCUUUUGCAGCGCUUACGCACCAUGCUGGUAUUAGAUCUGCCAUUGUAUGUGUUACUUUGCUAGAUAGACUGAAAGGUGAUCAGCUUAUGGCACCGAAAGAAGUCUUAGAAGAGUGGCAGAAGAGACCGCAAAUUUUAGUGUCACGAUACAUUACCAAAUAUCUGCAAACAAAAGGUCGCUUGUCACUAGAAGGGCACGGUUCGAUGGCAGUUAAAAGUCCACGGCGUUUUAAACUCGUUCAACAAGAAUCCGAAAACUACGACUAA
Messenger RNA from Cotesia congregata, 1128 nucleotides. NCBI's taxonomy places the organism in Eukaryota, Metazoa, Arthropoda, Insecta, Hymenoptera, Braconidae. The record is from the annotation of a GenBank genome assembly.